Molecule: messenger RNA, 3831 nt
Organism: Helobdella robusta
Lineage: Eukaryota; Metazoa; Annelida; Clitellata; Rhynchobdellida; Glossiphoniidae
Exons: 13
Coding region: 1-3831 (1276 amino acids)
Biological process (GO): actin cytoskeleton organization
Molecular function (GO): guanyl-nucleotide exchange factor activity
Source: RefSeq, a predicted model, not a curated record
AUGAAAAGUUCAAAUUCCAUUUCAAGAAAUCGACCCGAACUGCCAAAACUGUUGAUGAAAAACUUUGCAGACAAACAACUUUCAGAAAUUGAGAAUUCCGAUGGGAAAACCUUCGAUGUACAGUGUUACAUCCACAACCACAACAACUACGACGACCACAACCACAACAAUCACAACCACAAAAAAGACGACGUCGAGACAACAUCCAGUAACAACAACCUAGUGGCAAUUGAUAAUUCGGAUGAAGGUUUCAUCGGCAGAUGGCAUCAGUGUUUCAGUAAGAAGAAUUUGUCAUCUUUUGACGAUUGCGAAGUCUAUUCCGAGGGUGGAAAUGCUUGCUCCAUGAAGCGAUCAAACAAUGGAAGAAGCUUAAGAGAAUCUGACAUUCAGAGGUUUAACACCAGUAGCAUGUUUUACAUUCCUGUUAAUUUGAAUAAGUCCCAGUUUGCUUUAUCGGAAAAUGAAUCUGCCGCUAAUUUUAAUUUUCGUUACGGAAAAAAGUUGAAAACUUGCCGUGUAUUGCCACUACAUUAUGCCGAAAAAAUUUCAAAAAAUUCUGAAAUAACCGAAGGUAUAAGUUUUAGGCAAAAUUCUUUCUUUGAAAAUACAUCAAACCAAACGAAUUCAAAUAACGAUUCCAAUGUUGACUCCAUGAAAUUUUCACCCAACAAAACUCCAUCAAUUUUGUCGUUACUGCCUGCCACUGAACAAAAACACGCUUCCUAUAAUCCGAAAUACAGAAAAUUGAAAAGAUCCAAAAGUGACGUUCCUUGCCCCAUGAAGUCUUUUUGUUUGAGGAGACCCAAAACUAUUGAUAAGUUUGUAGAAAUUGCUAGACAAUCAAACAACGGAUUGAAUGAAAUCAACACAACCGAAUAUCUCACAAUUGACAAAAAAGUUGACUGCUCAGAUGAACAAUUCACGGUAAAAAGCAAAUUUAAUAACAUAAAUCACAUCAAGUUUGCCACCAGACCAAAGACUGAAAAUCUACAAAAUGACACACUCCAAUCAGGGGAUGACAAAAAGAAUUUUUACAACUUCAGCCAAUGUGGUCAAUUUUCUUCAAAUUCUCACAAUCAAAAAAGCACUGACUAUGUUUCUAACGUUAAAAAUUUAGAUCUAAAGUGUCAAAAUAAUUUGAAUGAACUGUUAUCGUUGAAACAGCAGUUUCUAAACAGCAAAGGUUUAUGGAAGAAAGUCGAUUCUUCAGAUUUCUUAAGAUCAAAUGUCAAUUUUUCAGAUCUGGACGUUGGGAGUAAGUCUGAAGAGAGUGAUACAAAUGUACCUUAUCGAAGCUUCAGCGUUUCGAGAAACGAAUCAAUGAGUCCGUGUGCAAUGCAUGAUCAAAAUCUCAUCCAAAAUGCCACCUCAGCUGAUCAUCAACAAAUUCAAAAUUUAAAAAUCGGAAAAAGGAUUGGUGAUGAUGCUACAAAAAACAAAGAAAACAGUAUUAUUAAAAGUGCAACCAAUAGUGAGAAAAGUUUGAAAAGCAAUUCCCAACUUGACACGGAGAAAAAUUCCUCUUCGAGUAAGAAAGAGAAAAAGAAAUCGAACAAACGUGCCGUGGCUUUCGUUAAGAACGUGCCAGCGUUUUUGAUCGGCUUGAAAAAAUCUCUGCCGACGCAAUCUUCAAAUGACAACAGCAACUCCAGCAAAAUCUUCCCAAACAACGUCAGCAAAAUUCUCUCAAGCAACUCCGACAAGAUCCUCCCAAGCAACAACAUCAAAAGCACCUCUCAUGCACGUAAAAGUGAUGAUGACAGGAAAAAAUCGAAUUAUGAAUUUGAUGGUAAAAAUGCGCAUGACAUCAACACUCCAAGUCGAGACCAAACCAACCAAUCAUCCGUGACAUCAUCUCCCAGUUUUCUGAAAGACAACAUCAACAAUUGUAAUAAUAAAGAUGAUAGUAAUACCAACACAACAGACAACAACCAGGGUGGAAGCAUUCCAACACCUUCAACUUUAACCAACAGCUCCAUUCCAAUAAAUGAAUGCACACCACCGAGGUCACUUCCAGCUCAUGCUGAGAUGUCAAGCGGUGACGGAAACUACGUACAGGAUGCAAAAUCAUACUUGAGGAAAGGGAGGAGUGGUCGGACGUCUUUUGCCCCGUCCCUCGAAACAUCUUUAACCAACGUUUCUUUGUUUUCACUCAGCUCUCAAGGGACGGGUAAGAGAGACCACAUCCUGAAGGAGCUGCUGACUACUGAAAAGCAGUACGUGGAGACUCUUCGUAUGCUGGUUGAGAGAUACAUGAUACCCCUAAAGACCCACCAAACAAUAGAUAGUGCUCAGACAGAUGAUAUAUUUUACAAGAUUAACGAAAUUUACAUGCAUCACGCUACGUUCAUCACAUUCCUUGCAAAGGUUUUAAAGAGUUGGGAUAGCCAAUCAACUAUCGGAGAUAUAGUUCUUAAACAUUUCACGAAAGAGUCAGUCGUGCAGUGUUACGCCUCAUUCAUUGAACAUUUUGAAACUGCCGAGAAGCAAUGCCAGAGAGAAACGAAACUGAAACUUCCUCUGAAAGCUCAGCUGAUCAAACCAGCUCAAAGAAUUCCCAGAUACGAACUAAUUUUGAAACGUUUGCUGGAGAACACCGCGGCGGACCACCCCGACCACCCCCUCUUGCAGCAGGCCGGGCAGGCCGUGCACAACCUCCUCGUCAGGAUCAACACCUUCAACAAGGUCAACGACAAAAAUGUGAGUGACGAGGAGGAAGAUGGAGCAGCAGCUUCAGCAGGAAUUCUGAAGAAAUUGGAACUACUGCUGACGACUGAUUUGGUCAGUCCCGGGCGUGUGUACGUGAGGAAUGACUGCGUCAUCGUGGAUACAGACUCGAAUGUUGACAACAAUAAAUUUGCGAACAUCAACAACAACAACAACGUCAACAAAAACAUCAACACCAACAACGUCAAAAUCAACAACAUCGAUAGCAUUAACAAUGAUAAUAAUAGCUUUGACAUGAUUAGCAACAACAAAAAUAUUAGCAACAAUUACAAUAACAACAAUUACAACAACUACAAUUACAACAACUACAAUUACAACAACUACAAUUACAACAACAACAAUUACAACAACAACAACAAUGACAUCACGAACGGUAAAAACAACAACAACGGCAUUCCAACAAAUCAUUUUUAUUCAAGAGUUUGGCUGUUUAAUGACAUCAUCAUCUUUACUAUAUUAAAGAAAAGCAACAACGACAGCAACUACAAUAACAACAACAGCAACAAAAACAACAACAACAUCAACAACAACAACAUCGAUAACAACAUCAACCAAAGCUCCUUUUCAAUCUUAAUGCAAUCGGCGAACGGUAAGAAGGAGUUGGAAAAAAAGCUGGACGACGAGGAAGAACAUGUUUGGCUGAACGUUCAUCUCUCCAAUGUUCACAUUAUUAAAUACGCCUCAAACGAAAGAACAAAGAAUAAAAAAACGGUGCAAAAAGAUUUGGAAUGCGACAUCCACACUGUCAAUGAAAUCAUCAAAUUAUCGUCCACCCUUAAAUGUCCCCACGAUACAAUAGAGAAAGCACUGGUGGACCUAAGGGAAGAGAUAAGCCGGAAUAUUAUUGACACAAAAAUCUACACUCCCCCUCACGGCGUAUCACCACCUCUCACAUUACCACCACCUCUCACAUUACCACCACCUCUCACUUUACCCACACCUCUCACUUUACCACCACCACCUCUCACUUUACCAUUAUCUUCGCCAUCUCCAUCAUCUUCAUCAACACCAUCACAAUCAACCGCGAAUAAACAUCACCGAAAUCAACAAUGUCUAAAAUUGCUGAUCAAAAUAGGGCGAGUGGUUUUUUUUAUGUUUUUCUAG